This is a messenger RNA of Daphnia pulicaria, 1839 nucleotides long. Its product is annotated as DNA-directed RNA polymerase II subunit RPB1-like. NCBI's taxonomy places the organism in Eukaryota, Metazoa, Arthropoda, Branchiopoda, Diplostraca, Daphniidae. Bases 72 to 1715 code for a protein of 547 amino acids. The record is from RefSeq and is a predicted model, not a curated record. The transcript is spliced from 3 exons.
CAGCAAUCCAUCAGAGUAACUUUGAGUACUUUUCACUCCUCUCGAUCAUCAGCAGUUGAAAACAAAACAAGAUGUACGGAAUACAAUUGAAAAGCUAUCUGCACCUUGCUCUGCUUUGCGCCACCAUCAGCUUGAGCUGGUGCGGAUCCGACUACACUCCGGCCAGUUACACAGUCACCGGAGAUACUUCCCCGCCAGGCGACGGUUACGCACUGAAACAAAUUGUCAACUACGAGUACGCCAUCGACGACUAUUACGGUAACAAACAAUCCAAGAAGGAAACCAUCAAUGGAGUUGAAUACACGGCAGUUGGAGAGUACAAAACUCUCCUUCCGGAUGGCAAGACCCAGGUGGUGACUUACGAAUCGGGACCUUACGGUCAUCUGGCUAACGUGUCUUACGAGAAGGGCAAGACCUAUGCACCGGCUCCAUCUUACACUCCGGCGCCACCCGCUCCAGUCUACACUACAGAGGCUCCAGUUUAUACUACAACUACACCAGCUUACACCACAGAGUAUACCACCGCUACACCCGUUUCCACGACCGAGUACACUACAACUACACCGGCUUACACUACCACUACACCAGUUUACACUACUACUACACCCGUUUACACUACCACUACACCGGAUUACACUACCACUACACCGGUUUACACUACUACUACACCGGUUUACACUACUACUACACCCGUUUACACGACCGAGUACACUACCACUACUCCGGUCUACACAACAACUACCCCCGUCUACACUACUACUACACCCGUUUAUACGACCGAGUACACUACAACUACGCCGGAUUACACUACCACUACACCGGUUUACACUACCACUACACCAGUUUACACUACUACUACACCCGUUUACACUACUACUACACCCGUUUACACUACUCCUACACCCGUUUCCACGACCGAGUACACUACAACUACGCCGGAUUACACUACCACUACACCGGUUUACACUACUACUACACCGGUUUACACUACUACUACACCCGUUUCCACGACCGAGUACACUACAACUACACCAGCUUACACCACCACUACACCAGUUUACACUACUACUACACCCGUCUACACCACUACUACACCGGUUUACACUACAGAGUAUACUACCACUACACCAGCUACUACUACACCGGUUUACACUACUCCAGCUCCCGUGUAUACUACUACUCCGGCUCCAUACAGACCACCUGCCUACAGCCCUCCAGCGUACACACCACCAGCUUACACUCCUCCGGCCUACACUCCUCCGGCUUACACUCCACCAGCCUACAGCACACCGGCUCCUUACAAGGCACCACUUAUUGCACCAUACGUACACACGAAAACGUCGGUUCACUACGUAAAAGUACCUUACGUCGCUCCAGCUCCGGCUCCUUAUUACGCACCAGCUCCUACCUACGAAACUACCACCACUUACGCUCCUUCUACCUAUGCCCCUUCUACUUACGCUCCUACCACUUAUGCCCCUAUCACUUAUGCCCCUACCUAUGCCCCAGCUCCUGCUUACGCUGCACCAUCUUACAGCGCUCCCGCUCCUUCAUAUCCUGCAUAUCCCCCCUACGCCAUUUCAUCUUACCCUGCUCCCGUUCCUCAAUACCCUGCUCCGACUGCUCCAGUUAAAUCCAUUAUGCAUUAUCCACAAUUCCAUCCAUCUAUGGAUGUGGCUCCGACACCCAUGAUGUCCGGCUACGGUAGACGAUAGACCCAACUCCGGUCGUUUGUCGUUCGGUCAUCAGAAUCCUGCCUUAACAUUUCAACUUUUCAAUUUCAAAUGUUUACACACUUAAUGAUGCCAUGACUUUUCUUGAUCUUUAUUAUUUCUUUAG